AUGGCGCGUUGUGUGGUUUUAGCCCUUCUUUUGGGUUUCUUUGGAAGCUUUGAAGAACCCUUGAAGAUCAGAAAAUCUUGCUCCUUCUCCUUCUUGGUCAAGCAAAUCAUUAACUUUGGAAACCACAUCGAUGAAGUUGCAUCCUCGCUCUUUGACGACGAUCCACCAUUACUAUCAUGUGCAGUCUCAGAUGAUGACACAACUUCCCUAACACUUUUGCUGCUUUCACCUUCUUUCAUAGCAAUUCAAGUACCUGAAAAUUCCUGA
Messenger RNA from Sphenostylis stenocarpa, 267 nucleotides. Lineage: Eukaryota; Viridiplantae; Streptophyta; Magnoliopsida; Fabales; Fabaceae. The record is from the annotation of a GenBank genome assembly.